AUGAAGUUCUCAACUGUGGUUAUUCUCAUCAUUAUAUUCACUUCCACUACACCAAUGGCUCUUGCUGCCUCUGUUCGUAUCAGGAUGCCAAAGGGUCCAGUAAAGCCUGACUCGUACAUUGUUAUGCUGAAAUCCAGUACAAAUAUGGAGGACCAUAUCAAGAGUAUUACUCAGAUAUCUGCCCGGAGCCCUGGGUCAGAAUUUUCAAUUACUCACCGGUAUGGAAUGCUGAAUGGCUACUCUGCACAUGCAACUGGAACAUCCCUUGCUCGCAUCCUCAUUUGCCCUGAAGUUAGCUAUGUUGAAGCUGAUGGCACAACUUCCAUUGGCUAUGACCUCCAUGGCUAUGACCUCCAUGGCUAUGACCACCAUGAGAGGGAUGCGACAGAGCAUGACAAUGAUGGGAUUAAAAUGGAGGAUAAUCUGGUUGAACUCAAAGAACGUGCCGAUGGGCGUAUAGUCACUGUUUAUUCACUAGAUAGUGGAGCCAACCUUCACCACAUAUGCUUUGUAUCUGAUGAAGCACAGUUUAGCUGGGGUCAUACUGUAACUGGUACCCAUGGGGUGGACACUUUUGGUGCUGGCACAUAUAUUGCAGCAAAGGCAGUGGGAGAAGGUUUUAGCUUGCCAUCGUUGGCCAACCUUAGGGUUGUGAAGAUCACAGAGGACGAUGAGGUAGCUGCCUCCGACCUAAUUGAAGGCAUUGAGUGGGUUUACACCGAUAGCAUUGAGUCGGUCGCUCCACAACAGAGGGGUUCUCCCAUCAUUAUGAUAUGCUGCCACUUUCUUGAUUAUCUUGCCAUUAACGAAGCUGUCAGCUGGGUCAUCAAUUUGGGGUUGCACGUUGUAGUUUGUGCAGGGGAUCAUGGUGUGGAUGCAGGACAAUUCGGUCCUGCAAAUGUAAUUGGAGCUAUCACUGUUGGGGCUGUCAGUGCCAGUGCAGCAACACACCAAUACGUAAUCUCCCACUCCAACUAUGGAAAGGUCAUCAGUGUUUUUGCCCCAGGUAUCAACAUUCAAAGUGCUUGGAAUGGCCCUGGUCUGGAUGCAUUGAUGACACUUAGUGGCACUGCACCAGCUACUGCAUGGGUUGUGUCCAUGUUAGCCUGCAUUUUACGUCGAUAUGGUUGGAUGUCACCUGCUGAGCUGAGGGAGGCAUUGCGGGAGCAUGCCAGGGAUGUAGUUACAGGCCAGCCACCGGGCUCAGAUACUCCGGGCUUGUUGGCAACAAUGUGGUGGUGA
Molecule: messenger RNA, 1242 nt
Organism: Cantharellus anzutake
Lineage: Eukaryota; Fungi; Basidiomycota; Agaricomycetes; Cantharellales; Hydnaceae
Product: peptidase S8/S53 domain-containing protein
Exons: 4
Coding region: 1-1242 (413 amino acids)
Biological process (GO): proteolysis
Molecular function (GO): serine-type endopeptidase activity
Source: RefSeq, a predicted model, not a curated record